GUGACCGACUAGUAAGUACCGAACCUUCCGACGCUUGUCCACGUUGUUGCUGGCUCACCGCUGUCCAAUUUCUUAUUUUUUCUGUAUUAAGAAAUUGAUUAAGUCGGCCAGAAAUCAAUUCUAUUAUGGCUACCUAUAAAGAUACAAUGAAACCUGGAGUUGAAGAAAGUCAAAAUUGGCUGAAUCAUCGAAUUCGCAUUACUCUUACAAGCUUAAAUGUUAAAAGCUUAGAAAAAGUUUGCAAUGAUCUCAUCAAGGGUGCUAAGGAAAAGGAAUUAAAGGUUAAGGGACCAGUGCGUAUGCCAACCAGAGUCUUACGCAUCACUACCAGAAAAUCACCCUGCGGAGAAGGUUCCAAGACUUGGGAUCGAUUCCAGAUGAGAGUUCACAAGCGUAUCAUUGAUUUACACAGCCCUUCUGAAAUUGUCAAGCAAAUCACAUCCAUCAGUAUUGAACCUGGUGUGGAAGUUGAAGUCACCAUUGCCGAUGUCUAAAUUUUAAUGGACUGAAAAGCAAAUAAAGUUCUUUCUUGCAUAAA
Messenger RNA from Uloborus diversus, 538 nucleotides. It is a transcript of the gene RpS20, whose product is annotated as 40S ribosomal protein S20-like. The record is from RefSeq and is a predicted model, not a curated record. Gene Ontology annotation, molecular function: structural constituent of ribosome. The coding region runs from base 126 to 494 and encodes 122 amino acids. The transcript has 3 exons. NCBI's taxonomy places the organism in Eukaryota, Metazoa, Arthropoda, Arachnida, Araneae, Uloboridae. Gene Ontology annotation, cellular component: ribosome; cytosolic small ribosomal subunit. Gene Ontology annotation, biological process: translation.